Messenger RNA from Cokeromyces recurvatus, 2514 nucleotides. RefSeq lists its product as uncharacterized. The transcript has 3 exons. NCBI's taxonomy places the organism in Eukaryota, Fungi, Mucoromycota, Mucoromycetes, Mucorales, Mucoraceae. Gene Ontology annotation, molecular function: lipid binding. The annotation marks the transcript as partial. The record is from RefSeq and is a predicted model, not a curated record.
AUGUCUUUAAAUAAUCGUCAAGACAAUAGAGAUCCUAAAGCUGUCAAGCAGAAGGCAGCUGAAGUUAAGUUACACUUAUUAGGUGUAAUGCAAACUAUGCAGAAGGAAGGAAAAAUGCCCCAUAAUACUGAGUUGAAUGAUCUUUUGGAAAAGCUAAAGACAAAUAGAAUUAUUUCUUCAAGAGAACAUUUAAUGUCUACAGAUGGCAAAAAUCUAUUACAUGAUUUCCGUGAUUUACUCAAUGUUAUUCAAAAGGCAUUAAUCGUUAAGAAUAAAGAUGAGUUAUUCCAAUCUCUUGUUUAUCACAUUCAUUGUAUGGAUACUCCUAUUUCAAAAGAAAAUAUUCGUGAAUCGAUAAAGUCACAGAAUAGAGGCGCCUCUGCUCAACAAGAAGGAAAGAAAGGCUCAAACGCUUUAAUGAAAAUCGUUAAACUCAUGUUAAUUAACAACGAAUUUCGUUCAGUCUUGGGUGAACUUCUUGAUAUUUCUCAAGAUAUUUUCAAUAACAUGACUCAUAAAAUGGGUAAUUCUAUUCAACAAACAGGCUCUAAUAAUAAUAACAAUAAUCGUUCUGGUAAAGAAAGAAUGGAUAACGUACUUGAUAGUGCUGUAAAUCGUUUGGAUGAUAAUCAAGAAUAUCAUCGUGAUCGUAGUGGCAGUCGUUCUUCCUAUCAUGAUCGUGAACCUCAACUUAUUAAUGCACCUUCUGAUGAUCAUAGACAUCAAGGUCUUCUUAAUACUGGAGAUACUGUUCACCCCAGAGCUAUUCCUGGUAUUUUAUCAGAUAUAAAUACAAAUGUAGCCUCAAGUGGUGGUAUUCAAAAUCCUGAAUAUUCACAUUUGCCUCCUAAUACUAUGAAUCAUAUCUCUGGUAAAUCAGUGAAUGCUCCUAGACACUCUACUAAUAUGGCUUCUGGUACUUAUAAUAAUUAUGGACCUCAAGAAGGCUAUUCUUCUGGUACAGGUAAUAUAAAUGCUCCUUCUGGUAAUAAGCCUUAUUAUUCUGAACAACAAGACAAUUUCCAUCAUAAUGACUUCAAUACUCAACAGAGGAACCAAAGUCAUCCUUAUGCUCAACAUGCUCGUGAUACUGUUGAUGAACAUAAGCAGUAUGCUCGCGAUACUGUCAAUGAAAAGCUUCCUCAGGAAAAGCAAGAUGAACUCAUUCGUCGUCUCAAGAAUGCGCUUGCAGAAGUUGAAAGAAAUCCUGAUUUUCAAAGUGCCAUUAGCACCCUUAUCCAUCUUAUUAAGACCUGGAGCAACCGUCUUUCACAUGUUUCAGAUAACAUGAAAUCCGAAGCCAAGCAGAAUGAGACACCUGAACAAAUGGAUUACAAGGACAGAGCUCAAAGUGAAUUUAAAGCUAUUCUUGAAACUUGGACCCAAGGAUUUUCUAUUGAUCCCCUUUUGAAUGGUGUUCAAAAUGUAAUGCAUGAUAUGGAACACGAUGACGCACUUCGUAACUACUAUGACUCUAUUGUUAAUUAUGUUAAGCGUUUAGUUCGUGAUCCUGAAUAUGCUCGAAGAGAUGCAUCCACGGAGGAUGGUCGUAAGUUAAUGGAUAAAGGUAAUUCUAUUAUUAAGGAUCGAUAUCGCGAUCAUCUUGAUUACUUGACAUCCGAAUCACGUCAUUAUAUGCGUUUGAUGACUGAUGAUGAAAUUGCUCAAGAGCUCCGUAAUUGUGUUAGUAAGAUUCACAAUGAUUUAUGGAAAGAUAAUGACGGUAACCCUGCCUUCAAACCUCAUCUAUUUAAUGAUAUGCGUAUGACGUUAUUGCCUGCCUUUAUCGAUGAAAUCAAAUAUAUUCCUAUCCCUCGUAUUGAAUACAGUGACGCCCAAUAUGAUAUUGCCAUUGAAAAUCUCAUUUUAUCUGGUGAUUCUCUCCUGCCUAACGUUUUUGAUACUAAACUUGAAAGCUUCAACAGUUUUAGCUUAAAGACAGAUGCACCUUCUAAACCUAGCCAUCAAAGUAUGUUGAUUCGUAUGAGUGAAAUUCAAGCUAAAGUUGAAGAUGUCGUCUUUUAUUACAAAAAGAAAACUGGUUUCCCUAGAAUCUCUGACAGUGGUGUUGCCUCUCUUAAUAUUGGUGGAAAGGGUAUCACGGUCACGACUCGCAUCAACAGUAUUGUGGAUGAUCCCACCCGAACAUUUAAGGUUACAUACUGUAAGUGCAACGUUGAUAAUUUAAGCAUUAAGGUGAAUGAUAGUCAUCAUGAUAUACUUUACAAGGCUAUUCGCCCUUUGGUUAUUGGUCAGAUCCGCAAACAAAUUUCUAAAGGUGUUGAAAUGAAGGUCAUUGACACAUUAAAUCAAAUUGAUCAACGAUUGACAAGCAGCAUAACUCAUAUGAAUCAAAAGUUGCAAGACAAAGCGUAUAAUGCUUUGCCUGAAGAGGAAAGAGUCAAUCUUUCAGCCGCUAAUACUUCCUCACAAGCGCAAACUCGACAUGGAUUCUUUUCUACUGUUGUUAACCUCAUUAAUCAUAACAUUAAACAAAGAUCAACAAGACAUCGU